AACGGGCUCAGCAGACUUCCGCAUACUGGCUGCACUGGUUCUCCCCCCUUUACUCUCCCUCUCUCUGUGGUCGGGGGGCACUGCUUUGGACUAGAUCCGAAGGAGCUGCAGCGUCGUUAGCAGUUAAGCCUUGAGAUUCAGACUUCUUACCAGACCCGACUGAGCGUUUGGUGCUGCACUAACUGGCAAGAUGGAUCUAUCCUUAGCAGCAGCAGUGCUCUGUUCAACCUUCUUAGCGCCAGCAUUGGGGUCAGCUUUUGGCAGGGAAAUGCCAGCCUCCACAAUGGAUGACGUCCAUGAGCACGACAUCCCAUUUCAUUAUGACUAUGAAUCUGUGCGGAUUGGGGGUUUGAUCUUCGCUGCCGUGCUCUUCCUCAUGGGGAUCUUUAUUGUCAUCAGCCGAAAGUGCCGCUGCAGAGGAAGCCAGUCGUCAAAGCCAGUGGGACCAGUGGGGGUUUCUGACCCAGAAGCAGCUAGGGGUAGAAAUUAAGCUUGAACAUGCAGAAAACAGAUGAGCAGCACACCUUGCCACCAGAGGGAGACUUACAACACUGGCACCCUUGUGAUCAGCAGCAGCAGCAGCAGGAUGACUGAAGGCUAUAAACAAUCUGCUUCUUCUUCUUUUCUUGUGUGUUUCCCACUUUUCCCACACUGCCUGUUUUUCCUCACUGUCGGACACUGCCUUGUCUUCACCUCUGCAUUUGCUAGACACGUUAUCCUGAACAGAUGUGCAGGUGAUCUUUAGCUAUGUUUAGUUGAGAUUAUGAUUUAGUAGAGAUUGAGGCAAAACGUCUUUGUUAAAACCUACAACGUCUUAUUUAGACUUCUGUAGCAUGUAGAAUGUUCAGGCAGCAUUCACUUUUAAAUUGUAGCAUUUUAUACAUUUUGUAAAGUCUUUUCAUUGUUGCAAUGAUUCACUGUUGAGCUAAAUCAUUAAGUGUAGAGAACACCAGCUGUCCUGUCAAAUAAAUUU
Molecule: messenger RNA, 973 nt
Organism: Colossoma macropomum (tambaqui)
Lineage: Eukaryota; Metazoa; Chordata; Actinopteri; Characiformes; Serrasalmidae
Gene: fxyd6l
Product: FXYD domain containing ion transport regulator 6 like
Exons: 11
Coding region: 191-490 (99 amino acids)
Biological process (GO): regulation of sodium ion transmembrane transporter activity
Cellular component (GO): membrane
Molecular function (GO): sodium channel regulator activity
Source: RefSeq, a predicted model, not a curated record